AGGAGGGGAGGGUCUAGUCGGGGCACCACUGCCGGAAGCGGAAGUACGUCACGUUCGGCUUAGCGUCUGGAGGCAGCGGAGCAGCGCAGAGCUCUGACUGGAAAUCAGUGGCAGCGGCGGGAAGGAGGAAUUAUUUAGCCGCCCUACCGGUCAUGGCCGCCGCCACCAUUGUGCAUGACCCGUCAGAGGCGGUCCCGCUAUGCCCCGCACUAGGCCUAUACCUCAAGCCCAUAACGCGCAUGAGCAUCUCGGUGGCGCUGCCGCCUCUGACACCGCCCGGCAAGUCCAUCUCCAACUGGGAGGUAAUGGAGCGACUGCGGGCGCUCGCGCCUGCGCACGCACAGUUCUCGGUGCUGCGCAUCGCCAAGAGUACGCUGGAUUUCGUGCGCUUCGAGGGUGAGUUGGAGCAGCGCGCACUGGUGCGGCCUGUACUGGCCUGCCUGGAUGGGCGCACACUCAAGCUCAGCGGCUUCCCAGAUGCUCUGCGUGUGCGCGCCACCGAACUGCGCGCCGACUUCCCGACCCCCCAUGCCUGGGACGCCUUCUUCCGGGACGCCCCGGACAUGGAUGAGGCGCGGCCUGGGGAGCGGCCGGACACCGUUCACCUGGAGGGGCUGCCCUGCCGCUGGUUCGCGCCCCGGGAGGCCAUUUCUGGCGCUACUUCUGGUGCUGGGGGCGGGGCCUCAGAGCGACCCAGCGAGGAGCUGCUGCGCCAAGCUUUUGGCACUUUCGGCGAUAUCCGCCACGUGGACAUCCCUAUGCUCGACCCCUACCGGGAGGAGAUGGCUGGUCGCAGCUUCCACACCUUUAGCUUCGGCGGCCAUCUUAAUUUCGAGGCCUACGUUCAGUACCGCGAGUAUGCGGGCUUCGUGCGUGCUAUGAGCGCCCUGCGUGGCAUGAAGCUCAUGUACAAGGGCGAGGACGGAAAGGCGGUGGCCUGCAAUAUCAAGGUCUCCUUCGAUUCCACGAAGCACCUGAGUGACGCAUCGAUCCGGAAGCGGGAGCUGGAGCGAGAGAAGCUGCGGGAGCUGGAGCAGCAGCGCGAGGAGCAGAAGCGGCGGGAGAAGGAGGCUGAGGAGCGUCAGCGCGCAGAGGAGCGGAAGCAGCGCGAGGCCGAGGAGCAGGACCGAGAGCGCCGUCGCGAGGAGAAGCUGCGGCGCCGAGAGCAGCGGCGCAGCCGGAAGCGGGCAGAGAAGCUGCAGGCGGAGGAGCAGCGGCGGCUGCACUUCCGGGUUCGCACAGAGGAGCGGAAGCUACUCUUGGCCCAGCGCAACCUGCAAUCGCUGAGGCUGGUGGCAGAGCUGCUAGGCCGCGCAGAGGUGGCUGAGCAGCGGCGGCGACAGGAGGCAGAACUGCGGAGAGUAGAGCGGGAGAAAGAACGUGCACUCGGGCUACAGCGGCGGGAACGGGAGCUACGUCAGCGCCUUGUGACGCUGCUUUUGGGGCGCCACCCUGGCACCACCCUCUCUGACCCUGGCCCAGCACACACUGGCUCCGGAAGCCCGGCCCACUCUGAUCCGCUCAGGCCCGUUCUUGAUCUCCUGAGAGGUGUGUCACCCCACCCCGACCACCCGUCCGGAAAUGACAUCACCGCACCGUCCCAACACACACAGCUGGAUAACAGGAAGGAGCCGCAGGUCCUGGCCUGCAUCCCUGACAACGCCCUACCCAAGGCCACGCCCGCACCUGCGACCAUGCCCACCGGGGAUUCCCUCAGGGAGGAACACAGUGAGAACAAGUGCAACCGCGAACCUGAAACCACGACCCCUCUUGCACAGGAGCAGGGGGAGAGAAAUCCCCAACCCCGUCCUGCAAAGAACCGGAAGCAGCACCGGAAGCGAGCCCGCCGGGAAGAGAAAGAGCACGGGAGGCGGCACCGACGGGAGGAGGAAGGCAGAGGGCGGGACCGGAAGCACAGCCGCCACUACCGUCACCAUGGGAACCCAGCCCGCUCACGUUCACGCUCCCCACAGGCUGCUCCUUCCCGGGGGUCCUGGACACAGUGAUGGGUGAUGGCCACACCCAUGGGAAACAAGUAAACAACAACGCCCACAUUAAACACCCCAUAGGUCCCACCGAUGACUAGUGAAACAAUCAGCCAGUCUGCUACACAGAACACGCCUGCCACUCCCACCCCACACAGAUAUUCCUGACAGUCCUACCUGACCCAGUCCCUCUCCCUCCUUGCUCACCAAGCAGGUCCAGGACUGUCUAGUCCAGCCCGUUCAACUAACGUGAUCCUCCAAUGAGACGCUGGCCCACCUGUCACCUCAGGUCUGACAAGGCCAAAUCUGGGGGAGGUAAGACUGACUCUUUCCGAGCAGGUGGGAUGGGGCGGACCACGCCAAAUUGGAAUAUGGAGAAGUAUGAAUCCACUUAAAAUAAAAAUUUACUUGUGA
Meriones unguiculatus (Mongolian gerbil) is the source of this 2399-nucleotide messenger RNA. RefSeq names its product A-kinase anchor protein 17A-like. The transcript has 5 exons. The record is from RefSeq and is a predicted model, not a curated record. The coding region runs from base 153 to 2006 and encodes 617 amino acids. NCBI's taxonomy places the organism in Eukaryota, Metazoa, Chordata, Mammalia, Rodentia, Muridae. Gene Ontology annotation, cellular component: cytosol; nuclear speck. Gene Ontology annotation, molecular function: protein kinase A binding; RNA binding. Gene Ontology annotation, biological process: regulation of RNA splicing.